This is a messenger RNA of Pseudophryne corroboree (corroboree frog), 622 nucleotides long. RefSeq lists its product as uncharacterized. The coding region runs from base 248 to 622 and encodes 124 amino acids. The transcript is spliced from 2 exons. NCBI's taxonomy places the organism in Eukaryota, Metazoa, Chordata, Amphibia, Anura, Myobatrachidae. The record is from RefSeq and is a predicted model, not a curated record.
CAGAGAUACCCCAGAGAGAUGUCCCCGUCCUCUGUAUUCCCAGGAUUGUACAGAGGAGAAUCACAGGAUCCCACAGGAGGAUCAGGUGCAACGUCUGUCUGAUAUUAAAACAGAAGAUAUAAAGGGAGAGGAAGAGACGUAUGUGACUGAUAUAAAGGCAGAAGAUACAGAGGGAGAAGAAGAGACUUAUGUGAGUGAUAUAAAGGCAGAAGAUACAGAGGGAGAAGAAGAUACGUAUGUGACUGAUAUGAAGGCAGAAGAUACAGAGGGAGAAGAAGAGACGUAUGUGACUGAUAUAAAGGCAGAAGAUAUAGAGGGAGUAGAAGAGACGUAUGUGACUGAUAUAAAGGCAGAAGAUAUAGAGGGAGUAGAAGAGACGUAUGUGACUGAUAUAAAGGCAGAAGAUAUAGAGGGAGAAGAAGAGACGUAUGUGACUGAUAUAAAGGCAGAAGAUAUAGCGGGAGAAGAAGAGACGUAUGUGACUGAUAUAAAGGCAGAAGAUAUAGAGGGAGAAGAAGAGACGUAUGUGACUGAUAUAAAGGGAGAAGAAGAGAUGUAUGUGAGGGGUGAUCAGCAGUGUAAGGAGGAGGAGAUCCCUACAGAUAUCAGCACAGGUGAGUAA